This is a messenger RNA of Venustampulla echinocandica, 1287 nucleotides long. RefSeq lists its product as uncharacterized. The transcript is spliced from 2 exons. The record is from RefSeq and is a predicted model, not a curated record. Lineage: Eukaryota; Fungi; Ascomycota; Leotiomycetes; Helotiales; Pleuroascaceae. Bases 1 to 1287 code for a protein of 428 amino acids. Gene Ontology annotation, cellular component: membrane.
AUGCUACCUCCACCGGGUCUGGAGCCCUCACUCGCCUCCCUCCUCCAAAAUGUUGCCCCGACGGGCAUCCUCUCGUCCAUAGUUGCGACAGCAUCCUCUGCCCUCUCUACCGCCGUUGAAAUGCCACCCUCAACCUCUACGAUAGUUGCUGCCAUCGCGACAGCCACGGCCACUGCAGCUAGCGGGUCACACGAUGAUCGGCCUGCGCAUCCACCUCCAAAUGGGGAAUGCCGUCUUCUUGGGCCCUUUGCAAUAUUCGUACAAGGUGCUUUGGGUUGUCUGGCACUGUUAGCGUUAGUCUAUAAGAGAUGGAGGGAGAGACCACAACGGCCGAUGAAGAUAUGGUCUUUUGAUGUCUCAAAACAGGUUGUUGGUGGCGUGCUAGUUCAUACUGCAAACUUGCUUAUGAGUAUGCUAUCUUCAGGCCAGUUCAGCAUAAAGGUGGAUCCCAAUAAUGCUAGGAAACGUUCGGUUGAUGAGAACGGGAAUUACCAGCCAAACCCGUGCUCGUUCUACCUCCUGAAUUUGGCUAUUGAUACUACGAUUGGUAUACCCAUCCUUAUCUUCCUCCUGCGAAUUUUCACAGCGCUCUUCGCGAUGACCCCUUUCGGCAAGCCUUACGAGUCGAUUGAGUCCGGUAACUAUGGCAAUCCACCAAGGGCCUGGUGGUGGUGCAAACAGUCUAUGAUCUACUUCCUCGGCCUCAUGGGGAUGAAAUUCUGCGUCCUCAUAAUCUUCCUGGUUCUCCCUUGGAUAUCCCGCAUUGGAGAUUGGGCAUUGCGGUGGACCGAAGGGGACGAGGCGCUCCAAGUCAUUUUCGUGAUGUUGGUGUUCCCGGUUAUCAUGAAUGCUACGCAGUAUUAUAUCAUUGAUUCCUUCAUCAAGGGCCAAGUUCUAGAGCAUGCCCACGAGCGGAUACCAGAUGAAGAUGAGGAUUCCGUUGACGGGCGCGGAACCUACCCGUACGAACAUCCAGCGAGGAGCAGUCAUGAGAUGCAUUCGGAGGACGAAGAUGAUCCCGAAGUGCUUGCUAAGGCGGACUUGGAUAGCAAAAUCUCACUGAAGAACAAAAGUAAGACAGCAUCGAGCGGGAGCGGAAGGUCGACAGGACGUCAUGAGCGCAGAAGUUCCCGUAGCCUCCAGACCGGCAAGGACUAUGACCCUAUUUUCGAUGGGGAGUCUAGCCCCACCAUGAUUGGGAGUGCCAGCACCACUGAGAGACAAGAUCUAGUUGCGGAGGCGGGACAGCGGGCUGAUGAAGACCACGCGAAGACACCCGUCGGAUAG